UCUCUCUAAAAACUGAAUUUAUUAUAUAUUAACAAACAAUGCUCUCCCGUACAAUUCUUCCGAUCUAACCGCACCAAAAACCGCCCCCUUUCUAAUUUUCCGUCGCUACCUAAACAUUCCUUAAUCACUGUUAGUCCAUUCAUCCAUCUUCCCUAAUCUCUCUCCUUCUCUGCUAGGGUUUCCGUUUCUCAAUUUGGGGCUUUUUCUCUUUUCCUCGUUUUUCCCAUCAAUUUUUUCUUCCGAAAGAUGCAGAGAUCGCCAUGGCUAAGUCUGGGAUAGGUCUGAGAGUUUUCCGUUCCGUUUCCGGCAUGGGUUUUGGGUCCUUCGGUGUCUGUAUCGUCGGAUGCCGGUUCCGCUUCCGAUCGGCGUUCGAUUCAUAUUCCGUUGCUUGUGAGGCGUUCUCUGAACAGUGUCUUCGUUCCCGUUCUCUUCUGAUUCCUUCGAGCUUGAACUGCGAAUUGAUUUGACAGGGUUUGCGGUUUGGUGUGGUUUGAUUUUCUUGUUUUUUUUUUUCGAGAUUCUUUUUUCUUCCUGAAGAUUUGUUUUUGGGAAUUUUUUCGUCGUCGUUUUCGCGAUGGAUUCGUGUAUAGGUGUGAAUUCUAACUCUGACGAUGGUGGAGUUGUGGAGAGAGAUCCAACUGGACGAUAUUUACGGUAUGAAGAAGUUCUGGGAAGGGGAGCAUUCAAGACUGUAUAUAAGGCAUUCGAUGAAGUUGAGGGAAUUGAAGUAGCUUGGAACCAAGUGAAUAUUGAGGAUUUAAUGCAAUCACCAGACCAGCUGGAAAGAUUAUAUUCCGAGGUUCAUCUGCUGAAGUCUCUGAAACAUGAAAAUAUUAUAAAGUUCUACAACUCCUGGGUGGAUGAUACAAACAAGACCAUUAACAUGAUAACGGAGUUAUUUACUUCUGGCAGUUUGAGGCGGUAUCGUAAGAAGCAUAAAUAUGUCGAUAUGAAAGCCAUCAAGAACUGGGCUAGACAGAUUCUUCGAGGAUUACACUAUCUACAUUCUCACAAUCCUCGUAUUAUUCAUAGAGAUCUUAAAUGUGACAACAUAUUUGUUAAUGGAAAUACGGGAGAAGUUAAACUUGGAGACCUUGGAUUGGCAAUAGUUAUGCAGCAGCCCACUGCUCGUAGUGUUAUUGGCACUCCGGAGUUUAUGGCUCCUGAGCUUUAUGAGGAGGAAUACAACGAACUUGUUGACAUAUAUUCGUUUGGCAUGUGCAUAUUAGAAAUGGUUACUUGUGAUUACCCAUACAGUGAGUGCAGAAAUCCAGCUCAAAUUUUUAAAAAGGUUACCUCUGGUGUAAAGCCAGCUUCCCUUGCUAAAGUGGUUGAUCCCGAAGUCAAGCAGUUCAUAGAGAAGUGUCUAGUUCCUGCAUCUAUGAGAUUGUCUGCAAUCGAACUGUUGAAAGAUCCUUUCCUUGCUACUGAAAAUCUCAGGGAUCUUGACUGUGAACCUUCAGAAAUACCAAAUUUUAUUCCCAAAUCAGUUGACUCUCCACAGCCUGAAUGUCGUCCAAUGGACAUAGACUCUAACAGCAAGAAACUCUCUGUUGACUCUUGUGUAAAACAUGUCAAUGAAACUUCUAGCACCUCAGUUCUGGAACUCUGGAGGUACACUGAGAAUAAUGAGUUCAGAUUAAAAGGGGGAAAAGACGGUAACAAUACAAUUUCAUUAACUUUGCGCAUCAGAGACCCUUCUGGUCGGAUAAGAAAUAUCCAUUUUGCAUUCUAUCUGGACUCUGAUACUGCAGUGUCAAUUGCUGGGGAGAUGGUUGAGCAGCUUGAUCUCACAAAUGAAGAUGUGACCGUCAUAGCUGAGUUGAUUGACGACUUGAUUGUGAAGCUUGUACCCAGCUGGAAAACCUCAUCUGAGACUUUGUCAACUGCAGCAAAUAGCUCAAAUGGACAUUCCUCUAUCCUUCUGAAUGAUGAAACUCCACUAAGGUGUCCUUGGGAUCCGGUAUUAGCUAAGCCUCCUUCCGAGGCUGCUGAUGGGCAACAUGUUGUGGUGGAUGUGGAAACUCAAAACAAAGCUUCAGCUGAUUCAGAUUUAUCAGCUGAUUCAGAUUUAUCAGCGGAGUAUGGGAUCAGAAUUCCCUCAGAUGCUGAUAGUUUCAAGGCUUUGGAAUCUUACAGUCUUGAGGGAUGCGAUAACGAGAAUAGUUAUGAAGCUCAUUUUGCUGAGAAUCUCAUGAUCAAUGAGAUGACAACAAACUCUGGAUUCUCCUACAUUGAUUCGUGCUCUGAUCAGUCGAAAAAUAUUAGCCUCUCAAGCAUCCGUUCCUUAUCUCUAGGAGACAAAAAUCAGGAUGAUGAGCUAAAACUGGAGCUUCAAACCAUUGACUCUCAUUAUCACCAAUGUUGUCUUGAACUCUUGAAGAUGAGGGAACAAGCUAUCGAAAAUGCGAAAAAGAGGUGGAUAACGAAGAAAAAAAUAGGUGUUGCGUGAUAGAUUCUUUCAAAUUGUUUUUAGUAUUCUUCUUUUUUUCUUUCUAAAAUUUGUUCUGAUGACAUGAAUGCCCUUUUGACCGUUUAUUUCAAGGAAAUGCAUCAAAUUUUUUUUUUCUCUCUUUA
Molecule: messenger RNA, 2577 nt
Organism: Morus notabilis
Lineage: Eukaryota; Viridiplantae; Streptophyta; Magnoliopsida; Rosales; Moraceae
Product: serine/threonine-protein kinase WNK8
Exons: 7
Coding region: 575-2452 (625 amino acids)
Biological process (GO): protein phosphorylation; intracellular signal transduction
Cellular component (GO): cytoplasm
Molecular function (GO): ATP binding; protein serine/threonine kinase activity
Source: RefSeq, a predicted model, not a curated record